Messenger RNA from Schistocerca nitens (vagrant locust), 3106 nucleotides. RefSeq lists its product as uncharacterized. Gene Ontology annotation, cellular component: plasma membrane. Bases 1 to 2373 code for a protein of 790 amino acids. Lineage: Eukaryota; Metazoa; Arthropoda; Insecta; Orthoptera; Acrididae. Gene Ontology annotation, biological process: engulfment of apoptotic cell; phosphatidylserine exposure on apoptotic cell surface; apoptotic process involved in development. The transcript is spliced from 7 exons. The record is from RefSeq and is a predicted model, not a curated record.
AUGGCUCACCACGAAUUUCUUCCCUUAUGUGACGUUCUAUUUAACAUAAUAUCUUUAGCGUCCUAUUUCUGUGAUGUUGUGUUUGAUGUUGUUAUGGGUUAUGCUUUGUUUGAACGUGGUCGACACGUAUGGUUUGCUGUUUCAUUGACUUUUGUUGCUACGUCUCUUGUGAUUAGUCAAGUCAUAUCUUUAAAAUGGUAUAUAUGUGCGUGUGAAUCCCGGAGAAAAGUGAAAGAAAAGUCUAAGAAUGAAGAUGCUGCGACGGCACCGACGUCAAAUAACCGAGAACGUUGCUUUCAAUGGCUUGUGGGUCUGUUACAUGUCAUCCAGUGCGGAGUUUUGUGGCGAUAUUUUAAAUUAUUCAUACCAGUUGAUCUUCGUUAUGUGAAGCACGAAGUGAGAGACUUGUGUAUGCUAAGAUUAUUUCAUGCUUUUUGUGAGGCAGCUCCAAUGUUACUAGUCCAGCUUUAUCUUUUGUGGCAAGAGACUUCACCGAAGAAUUUUAGUGACUUAAAUAUAGUGUCUACAGUGUUGUCUCUUUUUAGUGUUUGUUGGGCUUUGGCCUCGUUUAGCAAAAAUGUUAGACUUCAAAAUGUGCAUCGAUUAGUUUUAACAUGGCUAGGCGUGAUAUUUCAAUUUAUGUGGCGUUUAGGAACAGUCUCAUCACGUGUAACAGCAUUGACUGUGUAUGCUACAUUGUAUGGACACUGGGUGUUUCUGGUGAUAGGGCUGCACUGGAUAUCAAUGUUUCUGUGGCUCAUUUCCCCAAAGAACGUCUUUCAUGGUGAAAGGAUAUCAAGACGGAGGAAGGCUGCCUUCUCAGCUCUCAUAGCAUUUGUAUAUGUUUUCUCAUAUAUAAAUUUGCAGGAAGUUAAUCCUCGGCAGAAAAUGGCAACAUUUUAUGUAGUCAUGUUUCUGGAAAAUGCCCUGUUGGUUACUGCCUGGCUUGUUGGCGUGUGGAGUGAAGCACCCUGGUAUCGAAACACUGUGCCGAUAGUGGUGUUUGUUUCAUUUGCAACUGGAAUUUGCUUCAUGAUUCUCUACUACCGGUAUUUUCAUGUCAGAAGGUUACGUUAUGAAGCAGGUGGAAGACCAAAUACUUAUAACAACAAUUGUGAUUCCACACAGAGAUUAGCUAAUGUAAAUAAUGUAAACUGUGGUGAAGUGGUGGCCCAUGGCAAAGAUGAACAAACUGCAGUGGCAAAAGAAGUGCACUGUAGUGGGAAGGCAGUCAAUAAUUGCCAGCAGCGGUGCACCAAUGGUUACCUGCCGUACCAGCAUGGAGGCAUACCUGGCGUGUUCAACUGUCGCUUCAACAAUCCAGUUACUUCAACAGCUGCAACUAAAAGGAAAAAGAAGAAGCCAACAUCAUUUGUCCCUCCUCCUGCUGUUACUGCACUACCUUCUGUUGGUGUACCGAGUCUGUCCAUUCAACAACAACAAAACUGUUUGCAAGAACCCUACAGCAGCAAUAUGUCACUACAGCUACAGAACUCUGUUCCAUUUUGGAGGAGGCCUUUGCCAAACAACCAACACAAUCAUCAGGGUGGCUCAAGUGAAAAUGAAGCAAGCAGUGUUGGCUCGAGGGUGAACAUACAGCAGAAACUGCAGGAAAAGAAGCAGAAGCAGUUAGCAGAGCUUCGGAUAAUUGAGGAAGAAAUAAAGCAGGGUAAAAUACAGAGACCAGGUUCAGGUGCACCGUCAGGUGUCGGCGAUGACUUUGGCUCACUGCCUCGGCAGCCGAUACCGAGAGCUAAGCGACACAACCAGGGUGGUUGGCCACCACCGACACCUCCGAGUUCCAGAGCUCUGCCACCGCCAUACUCUUACCAUUUACUCCCACCCCCACGUGCAAAGCAUCGUUCCAAAACACCUGAGAUUCUCCUGGCGCCUCAUUACCUCGAGGGCAACAGCAUCUACUGCAGCUGGGAGCACGAACGAGGCCCUGUAUAUCGGUUGUCAGAUGAUGACCACAUGGACAGGGAGUGCAGCAGCGACCACGGAUCGAGCUACUCGGAGGCGGCGGCCCGGGGAGCGAAGGAUGCCGGCUGCGACAGUGGGAGUGCAGGUGCCCAGCAGGCCAUGCUCAUGUACAAGUCAUACCGCAUCCCGUCCGACAUGGACUCGCAGAUCUCGUUACCCCGCUCGUACACACUGCCCCGCGAGUUCAAAUACUACCGUCGGCCCAAAUCUCGCAAGGCCGUACGCUCAGAGCACUUUGUCGCGUCCACAAAUUCUAGCGACGGGGAUGUUGAUUCAGGAGAUGAAACUCCACAUCACAACCACGAACCGCCUCAGCACCAUUCGAGACCUGUGAGGAUGCGACCGUAUCGGGGUUAUGUAAGAAGAGAUCUGCAUGAAACAAAACUGUGAUUAGUAUUUUUUUAUGUUACUACACUGUAAAUUGUAUUAAUCCUUAUUUAUUUUGUUACUAGCUAACAGUAUGCUUCUCAUUACAUGCUGUGUUACCUGUUAGCAAAUCUCAUAGUUAUUACUCAGUCUAAAUCAGAAGCUCCACUUUCUUACAAUUUAAACAGAGGAUAUUACAGUCAUUAUGCAAUAACUGUGUAGGAAGUUUAUGCAGAAAAAUUGGAAGAAGUAACAAUAGAAUCUGUUAUGCCCACUGUUGAAAAAAAGUUAGUUAUUAGUCUUUUAGACAAAAUCACAGAAUAUUUUUUAUUCUGUGACCGUGUCUGAAAGAAAUAAAAAGUAGUACAUAAUGCAUGUCAAUCAUUUUCUCCAUAGACAGAUUGUAAUUUUUCCCAGAGUUAUUAAUCCUUUUCUUACAACCAUGAAAAUAUUCCAUUGUUGAAAUAAUACUGAGCGGAAAGUAAACAACAUUAUGAGGAAAGAGAAGAACUCCCUCUGUAGAAUCAUCAGAUAGGCAUAGGAACAAUGUCUCGAACUUGUGUACUUUGUCAGGGUACCCACACACAGCCUACAUGUGUGCGGCUAUUGCCAUAGUGUGGUGAGUAGUUGUCUUUCCUUGUACAGUUCAAAUAUCCCACUGAAUUGGAAUCAGAUGAGGGUAUUAGAAUUAUAUGAUGUUGCAGAAGAAUUUUAGUUUUGCAUUUAUUAUGGUACAUAAGGAAAUAUCUCAUCUCUA